CUCUCUCCACACUGAAACAACUUUCAAUCUUACAAAUCUGCCGGCACAGAGGUGUAGAAAGCUGCCCCAAACACGACUGCUUCUUGCGAGUAUAUCAUCACCGGGACUCUCGAAGAAUCGAUACCAGUCUUGAUCAACUUCCACAGUGUCUGCCAAGUCCUUCAUUGCUCCAGUUGUCACAGCUCUUAUGCAACAUGGCAACUCUUCAGCUUUCUUUGCAGAUGUGUCCCCAAGUGCAACGUAUGUUAUAGACAAGGAUCGCGGACAAUUAUCUCAAAAUGGAUUUCUAACCCUCUUUUACGAACAUAACCAUGACUCGUUACCUUUAAUGAGAACUACCCGUGACAUCAAAGGGCAAAUUUUACCUAACAAUACACCGUGUUCAUCUCUCUCCACACUGAAACAACUUCCAAUCUUACAAAUCUGCCGGCACAGAGGUGUAGAAAGCUGCCCCAAACACGACUGCUUCUUGCGAGUAUAUCAUCACCGGGACUCUCGAAGAAUCGAUACCAGUCUUGAUCAACUUCCACAGUGUCUGCCAAGUCCUUCAUUGCUCCAGUUGUCACAGCUCUUAUGCAACAUGGCAACUCUUCAGCUUUCUUUGCAGAUGUGUCCCUAAGUGCAACGUAUGUUAUAGACAAGGAUCGCGGACAAUUAUCUCAAAAUGUAAAUAUUUACUUUAUCUAAACAAAUAUUUUAAUAAUCUCAUUUGUUGGUUUUUAAGUCAUAUGGCGACAUCCAGCUCUUUUGGUACAUGGAAAUAAGCGUCUAAAUGCAAUGUUUCAAGCAAGGGGUUAAACUGGAGUAGAACCUUUAACUUACAUCUGCUAGUUUAAGAUACAAUCUAUAUUUGAUAAUAUCUAUCAUCUGUAAAAUAUACCUCAUUGAAAUUAUUACUUAUUUAUUGAAUAAACAUUUCUAAUAUAUUUUUACUUAUUGAAAUACGCAAUAAUACAAAAUACUUUAUCUCUCCCUGCAUGCUGGCCUGUCUCCAGAAUGACAAUGCCAUUUACAUAAU
Ruditapes philippinarum (Manila clam) is the source of this 1018-nucleotide messenger RNA. RefSeq lists its product as uncharacterized. The transcript is spliced from 2 exons. The coding region runs from base 188 to 619 and encodes 143 amino acids. The record is from RefSeq and is a predicted model, not a curated record. Lineage: Eukaryota; Metazoa; Mollusca; Bivalvia; Venerida; Veneridae.